AUGUCCAGGAAAUCUGAGUUACAUGCAGUAAAUCUAAGGAAUAAUUCUAUAUCAGUAUCUAAUGCCCGAAUAGCAGCAUUCGAAUUCCCGGGGAGUUUAUCGAUGGCGAACAGUACAACAUUAUCAUCGUUACCAACAAUUCCAGACAUAUCAUCUUCCGUGUUCCCAAUACGGAAUUUUUCGUCGGAACAGUUAACAUCAAUGGAUGAUUAUAUGCGGUAUUUGGGUUUCUCUCAACAGUCACCAUCUAUUACUGCUGCACCGCAAUUUGCAUUUUAUGCACAUUUAAAUAUGCACACUGACUCACGACUCGACUUGAAAGCUAACCCUUCCAGCAGCAAUGGCGACUCCAAAUUUUCUGUACAGCUCCGAUCGCAGCAGGCGCGACGAAAGCCCCGCGUUUUAUUUACGCAAUCUCAGGUGAGUGAGCUGGAAGAGCAUUUCAAAUUGCAGCGAUAUGUGAAUGCAGCAGAACGAGAGCGAUUGGCAGCGACGUUGGGACUAACUCCCACACAAGUCAAAAUUUGGUUUCAAAAUCGACGCUACAAAUGUAGACGGAUGGAACUGGAUCAGACGUUACAAUUCUCAUCCCAAUUAAUUCUAAAUCACAGUUCACCUGCUUUUAUACGUUCAGUACAUUCAACUGAGCUCUGA
Molecule: messenger RNA, 654 nt
Organism: Cercopithifilaria johnstoni
Lineage: Eukaryota; Metazoa; Nematoda; Chromadorea; Rhabditida; Onchocercidae
Source: the annotation of a GenBank genome assembly